GUUUAAAUCCUGUUUUGCAGUAAGCUCCAACACUUCCUGCUUGCUGUCCGGCUGUAAAAGGCUGUAAAAAGCGAUGAUUUUGACAGAAAAGGAUUAUUUUAUCGAUUGAUUUGGAUUGAGUUUUAACGCAGGAUGAGCUGGAUUCCUUUCAAAAUCGGACAACCGAAGAAACAAAUUGUUUCAAAAACGGUUGAAAGGGACUUUGAGCGGGAAUAUGAGAAGCUUCAAAAGUUGGAAGAACAGACAAAGAAGCUGCAUAAAGACAUGAAGAAAAGCACAGAGGCUGAUUUAGGAAUGUCUAAAGCAGCGGUGAAGAUCUCAGGGGACUUGUUGAGUAAUCCAUUAUGUGAGCAGGAUCAGGCUUUCCUUGAAUCUAUGACCGCUCUGGAUACAGCCAUGAAGAGAAUGGAUGCGUUCAAUCAAGAGAAGGUCAAUCAGAUUCAGAAGACUGUGAUCGACCCGUUGAAAAAGUAUAGCAGUGUGUUUCCCAGUCUGAACAUGGCGGUGAAGCGCAGAGAACAGGCUCUUCAAGAUUAUAAGAGACUCCAGUCCAAAGUGGAGAAGUAUGAAGAAAAAGAGAAGACAGGUCCCAUCAUGGUCAAACUGCAUCAGGCCAGGGAAGAGCUGAAGCCCAUCAGGGAAGACUUUGAAGGCAAGAACAAGCAGCUAUUGGACGAGAUGCCUAAAUUCUACAACAGCCGCGUCGACUACUUUCAGCCCAGCUUUGAGGCUCUGAUACGAGCUCAGGUGGCCUAUUUUACUGAGAUGCACAAGAUCUUCACCGAAUUGACGGAUCAGAUUGAGCAGGGUGGUCUGACAGAUGAACAGAGAAAACAAGAGAACGAAGCCAAGCUGAAUGAGUUGCGCGCUCUGUCCAUCGUGGCCGAUGACUGAUACAGAAGACAUCCUGUGUUACUCUCACACGCUACGAAGAUGUCCUCGUGUUCAAGUAGAUGUUUAAAGUAUAGUUCACCCCAAAAUGACAAUUCUGUCUUCUUUUACUCACGCUCAUACUGUUUUGAACCUAUACUUAACCUUACUUUCUUCUAGCGACAUGAGUAAAUGAUGACAGAAUGCAUUUUUAUAUGAACAAUGCUUGAAGACAUUACCUGACGUUUUGUCAAGCAUGGUGGAUUUUUUAGUACAUGCAUUUAUUUCUCUUUCAUGUUACGUUUGUUUUUUUUAAACUUGAUUAUAUAGAAGCCCGAUCUUGACACACUGAUGAAGCCAUUAAGAAACUAGCGAUACUGUUACCAUUGUUUUAUGGGAAUCUUCCAUUUAUUUAUUCAGAUGCUAAUAUCCUGAUGAACUUUUUCUUCUUUGCUGGAAUAUUGUCCUACCUGGCGUUGUUCCAGGUAUAAUUCCAGUAAUAAAGCCAUUUUUGCUAAUCAAACUAUCUAAAUGUAUCAUUUCAACUACUCGAUUCAAUUUUAUUACAAUUAAAAACACUAGUCAACUAACGGUUGAUGGCAUUAUCGCUUUCUCGUCCACUGGAGGUCAAAUUCAGAUACACAAUCUACAAAGUUAAAGGGAUAAUUAUCCCAAAACUGAAACUUCAUGAUGUUCCCAAUUACUCGAUCUUCUGUGAAACACAAAACGAGAUGUAAACUUCCAUACUAACUAGUGAAAAGGCCCUUGAAUUAAAAACCCCAAAAGUUUGUUUGCUUAGUCCACAGCAUGAGGGAAUCUUAUCUCAGUCCACACACUAUAUAAGAUAUAUUCUUCUCUAUUCUCUGCUAGUUUUAAAGUGUUCAUCCCUAACCAGUGCAACACUGUAAUCUUGCAGAGACAGUGACCAUUUAUACAAGCAUUUGAAUAUGUCAUAUUGCUUAAUAUGUGAAGGGUUAUGUUACUAUUGUCAGAUCUAACAGAAAUGAACUGUUAUAACUUGAUCAUAUCUUCAUGUUGAGGUAAUUCCUGUGAAAGGAGCACAGGCAUUCAAGUUAGACUCUGGCUCCCUCUACUGACAGAUGCAAACAUGUGCAAGAAUUUCAUUGGGAUGUUUUUAUUUACUCCAUGUAACUUGCCAGUUUUUAUAUAUAUAUAUAUAUAUAUGAGGAUAGACCUUUUUUAAACAAUAGUUCAACAGCCAUAAUACACAAUGCACUGUUUGGAAAUUGAAAAAACUGAUUUUAAAAGUUUCAGGACCAAUUAUCCAAGCCACAAUUCUGACAAUCAAUAUAGAUUCAAAGCAUUUGUUCAACUGGAAAGUCUUAUAUGUAUAAAUGGAACAUUAUUAGAUUGUCUGUGAAAUUAAGAUGUCAUUUAAAUUGGAUUAUAAAAUGUGCCUUCAACUGAUUUUAUGUAGUUCCUGUAAUAACUGAUGCAAUAGACAAAUUAAUAAAAUGUACAACUUGAAUGUUCGACUCUCCUAAAAAAAUUAUAAUUUUGAAACCAUUUCCUGUCUGGACGCAUAGCCUUAUGUUUUUAUUCCUCAAAUUAAAGUUGUUGUUUUCCCCCCUCUCUCUGUUU
Messenger RNA from Xyrauchen texanus (razorback sucker), 2472 nucleotides. It is a transcript of the gene bin3, whose product is annotated as bridging integrator 3. Gene Ontology annotation, biological process: endocytosis; actin cortical patch localization; plasma membrane tubulation. The transcript has 9 exons. Gene Ontology annotation, molecular function: lipid binding; protein binding. Lineage: Eukaryota; Metazoa; Chordata; Actinopteri; Cypriniformes; Catostomidae. The coding region runs from base 133 to 894 and encodes 253 amino acids. Gene Ontology annotation, cellular component: cytoplasm; actin cortical patch. The record is from RefSeq and is a predicted model, not a curated record.